Molecule: messenger RNA, 2001 nt
Organism: Salvia miltiorrhiza (redroot sage)
Lineage: Eukaryota; Viridiplantae; Streptophyta; Magnoliopsida; Lamiales; Lamiaceae
Product: plant UBX domain-containing protein 10
Exons: 4
Coding region: 274-1665 (463 amino acids)
Cellular component (GO): endoplasmic reticulum
Molecular function (GO): ubiquitin binding
Source: RefSeq, a predicted model, not a curated record
CCUCCCCUCUCUCCAGUCUCCAACAUGGCAAUGGCAGUUUCGUAAUUUCUUCCCUCGCCGCCGACAUUACCGUCAUUUAGCCAUCCCUCACUCUCUCCGUCGCCCAUAAUCAAAACCCCUUCUCCCCAUCUCCUCCUCCAACUCUUCAAACCUCCAAAUUCUUCGAUCCCAAAUCUCAAAUUCCCCUUUUUCGAGCUCCCACCUCCCCCAAUCACCCCACUUCCUCCCACUCUUGGCAUAAACCGCACUGACAGACACUGCUGCAUCGCAGAAAUGGGAGACGUGGCUGACAAAUUGGCGUAUUUUCAAGCAAUCACGGGUUUAGAAGACGCCGAUUUGUGCACCGAGAUUCUCUCCGCUCACAAUUGGGACCUCGAAUUGGCCAUCUCGUCUAUUACAGCCCCCGAUGGCGGCCGCCCGUCCUCCUCCGACGCCUCCGCCGCCCCCACCACCGCCGCGCGCCCUAAUCGAGAGCCUCUCGAUGAUGGUCUCGUUCUUGCCCCGAACGGCAGUAAUCAGCCCCCUGGAUUAGCGUGGAAAUUAGUCACGCUCCCGUUUUCCAUAAUCACCGGCAGCCUAGGGUUAAUUUCUGGUGCAAUUGGGCUCGGUAUGUGGGCUGCCGGCGGCGUUUUGUCUUACUCCCUUGGGAUGGUUGGACUGGCUGGUGCGUCGCGGGCCGGAACGACGCCGCUGGUGACGGUGUCGCCGUCGGUUUCCGAGGCCAUGGAUUUUGUAGCUAGCUUUGAGCGGGAUUAUGGGAGGGUGAGGCCGCAUUUUGUCACUGAGGGCUUCAUGGACGCGCUGCAGAGGUCUCGACACGAAUAUAAGCUGCUGUUUGUUUACUUGCACUCGCCGGAGCAUCCCGAUACGCCGGCUUUCUGUGAAGGCACUCUGUGUAAUGAGAUGUUGGCGGCGUUUUUGAAUGAGAAUUUUGUGUCGUGGGGUGGGAGUGUGAAGGCUAGUGAAGGGUUCAAGAUGAGUAAUAGUUUGAAGGCGUCGAGAUACCCUUUCUGUGCUGUUGUUAUGGCCGCUACGAACCAGAGGAUUGCAUUGCUGCAACCGGUUGAGGGGCCAAAAUCUCCUGAAGAAUUGUUAACAAUAUUGCAGAGAGUGCUUGAAGAAAGUGCUCCUGUUCUUGUCUCAGCAAGGGUAGAAGCUGAAGAAAGAAGAACCAAUAUCCGUCUCAGAGAGGAACAGGAUGCUGCUUAUCAGGCAGCACUUGAGGCCGAUCAAGCCCGUGAGCGCCAGAGGAAAGAAGAGCAGGAACGACUGGAACGUGAAACUGCUGAAGCUGAGAGGAAAAGAAAGGAAGAGGAAGAGGCUCGUGAAAGAGCAGCACGAGAAGCUGCCCAGAGAGAAGCCGAAUUAGCUAAGAUACGCGAGGAGAAAGCUUUGGCUCUAGGUCCAGAACCUGAGAAAGGACCUGAUGUCACUCAAGUAUUAGUACGUUUUCCAUCUGGAGAUCGCAAGGGGAGGAGGUUUCACUGUACAGCAACAAUACAAUCUUUAUACGACUAUGUCGACUCUUUAGGCUGCUUGGAAGUCAACGGCUACACCCUGGUCUCCAACUUCCCGCGCACUGUUUAUGGCCAAGACAAGUUAUCUUCGUCGCUGAAAGAAGCAGGAUUGCAUCCGCAGGCCAGCCUCUUCGUGGAGAUAAACUAACAAUCCAUCAACUUGUGGUAGGAUAAUAUCUCGUUACAUUGACUGGCAUUUUGAUGAUACAUUUAGCAAAUUUGUGGUUGUGACUAUAUUGGCAUUCACAUGGGAAAAAAAAAACUGGAUCAAAUAAGUGUCCAGUCGUAUAUAGUGUUUGAAAAUAGACGCUGCAGUUUUCUCUCACAAGUUGUUUAGGUGAUCAGUUUAUGAGAUUCUUUCAGACAUUCAAAAUUCAUUUAUGUAUCCUUCAUGUAUUUAAGGACAUGCAUGUUACUUAUGCAGCACUUACCUUGUACCCUUUUAAUGUUCAAUUUUAUUGAGUUAUUUGGAUUUCUUGUAAAA